AUGGCGUUCAAUGCUCCCGAGCCUUUAGCCGAGCUUGAUGGCGGCCCUGUUGCCUCCCCGAGCCCUCAGGCGCCCUAUCCUCCCGCCCAUGUAUCCUCCUGGUCCAGCGACUUAAUCCCAGUUGCCUCAGAACACCAGGCGAUAUCCCGCCGACCAGUUCCGAAUGCCAAUCUCGCACAGCAAUACGCCUAUGAGCCCGGCUCCCACCACGAUAGCUCGUCCUCACGAUCUUCAGAAUAUGCCGGCAUCCCGCGCUUAGACUACAAGCUAUACUCCCCGCCACUCUUCGAGCUGUCCCCCGAUGGCAUCACUAUCUCAACCCGAACGUCCAGCAACCUCGUCGAGAAUGCCGCCGGGCUGGCAGCCUUCUUGCGUGCCCAGGCCUCCGUGCCGCCCAAGCCGCAGAUACAUGUCAAAGCCUCCCGCCCUACCAAGACCGACUUCGACAUCAAGCUCAACCUGAUGAGUCUCCUCGUGCCCGAGGACGGACGCAUGCGAACGAACUACAUACGUUGUGUGAGCGAGGGUGAACUGGCUUUUCGGGGCGGCCACCAGCCCGUCGUGAUGCCUCUUGUGGGCGACGGCGGGUUGGAGGAGUGGUGCAGACUCUUUGUGGCCGAUCCUGCCGAGUCCAAGAGCUUCGUUCUCACCAGGACCGUGGCACAUCUCGACACCAUGUUCAUCGAGGGCCAGCUGCGGAGCCUGAUCUCUUCCAUUGGGUACAAGGGGAACCUGAGCAUUACGUUCCCCACGACACACGCGCGCGUUGUUGUCCGCAGUGCCGACAAGGUGCACAAGGUUGUGACGAGCUUCAAGACCAUGUUCAAGCCUAAAAGCAAGUACGAAGUGGCGCAAGCAAUAUGGCCAUUUGCGACGGCACCGAUGGGGGCCGAGGGGCGGCAAUUCACGGUCCAGAGCGAGGAGAGUUGGUUCAGAGAGUGGCGGGAUCCCAUCAAGUAUGCAAUUGCGACGAAGCGACAUGGAUGGGUGACAAACGAGGAUAAACUAGAGGUGUUGAUGGAGGGCAAGGGCAAGGGCGUACAGCCUGUUGAUUGGGACAUGGAAUAA
Clonostachys solani is the source of this 1068-nucleotide messenger RNA. The record is from the annotation of a GenBank genome assembly. Lineage: Eukaryota; Fungi; Ascomycota; Sordariomycetes; Hypocreales; Bionectriaceae.